AUGAAGGCUCUGGAGCACGACCAGAUCCAAUGGAGCAUGGUCAAGAAAUUCCUUCCCGCUGCUUUCGUCUUCUACAUGGCAAUUUUCACCAACACUACGCUUCUUAAAUACGCCAACGUGGACACAUUUAUCGUGUUCCGGUCGUCUACUCCCCUUCUCGUCGCCGUCGCCGAUUACCUCUUCAGGAAGCAGCCAUGGCCGGGGCCAUACACCUUCGGAGCUCUUUUCGUGAUUCUCGCCGGCGCGGUCGGUUACGUGGUUACAGACAGCCAGUUCACCGUUCGCGCGUACACCUGGGCUUUCGCCUACCUCUUCACAAUCACACUCGAAAUGGUGUACAUCAAGCAUAUCGUGAGCAGUCUCGGUCUGAACACCUGGGGUUUCGUCCUGUACAACAAUUUCCUCUCCCUUCUCAUGGCUCCUCUCUUCUGGAUGAUCACCGGCGAGUUUCAAGAGACAAUGAUUGCUACCACCGCUAUGGCCGACUGGAAAUUUGGCGUGGUUUUCCCCGUCCUGCUGUCCUGCGCGUUUGGACUCGCUAUUAGCUUCUUCGGAUUCGCCUGCAGAAAGGCGAUUUCAGCAACUGCUUUCACUGUGCUCGGAGUGACCAACAAGCUUCUGACCGUUGUCAUCAACGUGAUGAUCUGGGACAAGCACGCAUCCUCGUUUGGAGUCAUGUGCCUUCUCGUUACAAUCAUUGGAGGAGUGAUGUACCAGCAAUCUAACGUGAAGCAGAACUUCCGAACCGCUCCGGCUGCUACGGACGAGGAGGAGGCGAAACCCUUGACUCCUGCGAAUGAAGUGGACGACGGCCAAGAUGCUGAGCUCAAGCCCCUGAACGCCAAGUGA
This is a messenger RNA of Closterium sp. Naga37s-1, 849 nucleotides long. Lineage: Eukaryota; Viridiplantae; Streptophyta; Zygnematophyceae; Desmidiales; Closteriaceae. The record is from the annotation of a GenBank genome assembly.